Paramecium sonneborni is the source of this 1720-nucleotide messenger RNA. Lineage: Eukaryota; Ciliophora; Oligohymenophorea; Peniculida; Parameciidae. The record is from the annotation of a GenBank genome assembly.
AUGAAAUCAAAUAUAUUGUCAUAUGGAUAUGAAAUCAAUAUCAAAAACUAUGAAGGUGAAAAAGUAUAUGAGUACAUACCAAAAAAAGACAUAGCUGAAGAAUUUUUAAUGUGUGAUUUAUUUAUUAAUUGUCUUUAUUUAAGAUAGCAUACUAAAAUGAUUAAUAAACAAAAAUUAUUGUUUAAAUAUGAUGAGACUGAUAAAUUACUGUCAUCACUAUGUCAAUAAUAAUAAUGCAAUUAAGAACUGUUAUUAAAUAUAGGAAGUAUUAAUAUGAUUAUUAAUAAUAGAAUAACUAUUAGAAGCAAUUUGGUAUUUACAUUAACAUAAUAUUCCAGGAAGAUGUUUUAAUAUCAACAAUAUUUUAUGGAAUUAGGUAUCCAAAAAAAUAACUCUUAUGGAGUUUGGCUUAACAAGUCCUUUAAUAAUUCUACCACCGGAAUUACUUAAUAAAAAAUAUAGAUGCUAUGGAAUUGAAAUUGAUUCCUUUCUAUUUGGAUGUGUUCUCUAUUAAUUGUAUUAUAAGAAGCCUUUAGAUUAUUAAGAAAAUUCAUUAGAUAUACAAUUUCGUAAUUUAAAUAUGGAAUUGAAUGAUAUUUCUUCACCUAUUCUUAAAGAACUAUUAAUUGGAUCCCUUCAAUUUAAUUUAUCUAAGAGAACUCAUUUUAAAGAUUUAGCAAAACUUCUUCGAUGUAAUUAAGAUAUAAUUAAUUUCUAUUCUUCUUCUAAGAGAUACAGAUAUACAUAAAAUAUUAUAGAUUAAAAAAUCUUUUUUAGAGAAGCUAGAUAAAAUCCAACUUAUAUUAUUACAGGCUCUGCUUUAAUGUAAUCCUUAAUCUUUUCACCAACUUUAUCUGAAGAUCAAUUUAAAUCUCAUGAUCAAUUUAAAUCUCAAGAUCCCUUAAGGUAAAGUAUUAAAAUUAAAAUUAUUGAAUCCACAACUAUGUAGAAUGUAAAAACCUUAGAAAUUAGUAAAUUUUAAUGUUUUAAUACUGCUUUAAGGAUACUAAAAGAAUUUGAUACAAGCGUCGCCCCAUAAAUUACAUUAAGUAUUUUAGCUCUUAAUUUUGGUUAAAUCUAUUUUAAUAUGCAUUUAAGAAAAGAAUUAGAAGAUAGAAAUUCUUCAUAUUUUUAUUCAAAUGAAAAAGAGAAGGAAGAAUGGGAAAUAUUUAGAGAUGUUACAUAAAAUGUAAUUUCUGAAGAUAUCAAAUAGUUAAAAAAUAAAUAUGAUACUUUUUUAGUAUCUUAUAAUAGAGAAGGUGAAUUAAAUUAAGUUGAAUAUCAAAUUAACAAUAAUAAAUAAGAAGAUCAUUAAUUCUUAAUUGAAUAAUUAGCUAAAAUUAAAUUGUUUAAUUAUACUUAGAGUGCGGAAAAAAAUAUAAAGACAUUUCUAGAUGCUUAUAGAACUUAAUGUCUCUACACUUUAUCCUUAGUUGAUUUAAAUUUAGAUUUUACAACAACUGUCUUUAAAUAUUAUUUACUCAGAUAAAGUUUAUUGUUGUGUGCAUUUCCUGAUCUAUUAUUUAAACCUUAAUUAGAAUGUCACAAAUAGAUUUGUGAAGUUUUGAAUAUUAAAAUGCUCAGCAAGUAUGAAUAAUUUGAAGAAUCCCUAAAAUCCUCCUAAUCCUUACAUUUACAAUGGUUUCAACUUACUAUCAAUUAUUUAAAGAAUCAUCAAGUUGGCAAAUAAUAUUAAUAAAAUUUGAGUUAAAUUUAAUGA